Molecule: messenger RNA, 1864 nt
Organism: Eurytemora carolleeae
Lineage: Eukaryota; Metazoa; Arthropoda; Copepoda; Calanoida; Temoridae
Product: F-box/WD repeat-containing protein 11
Molecular function (GO): protein binding
Source: RefSeq, a predicted model, not a curated record
GGUUAAUCGAUAUCAGGGCCUCGAGUUACAAGAGAAAAUAGAAAAAUUCAGAUAUGAUGAAACACGUGUUGAUUUUCUUGAAGAACUACUGGACAGGAAUAUGGAUCAUGUUGCAAGUACUAUACUUUCAUAUUUUAAGUUCCAGGAUUUAUGCCAUCUUCAGCUUGUCUCUACAUUAUGGAAUCAGUUUAUUGGAACAUAUGUUUUUAAGAGAAAAAUAGAACGUUUAGUUAUUCGGGAUGAAGGUUUAAAGGAACUGUCUGAGCUAGAGGGAUGGAACUCCUCGUUAUUUCGACCUGUUCAAGAGGUUUCAGAUCCGAGUAUUUACAAGAAGAUGUGUGCCAAGGUGUUUCUACUCAAGGAUAUCUGGAGGUUUAGAGAACCCAAGGCCAAACGAUUGUUUUGUGACAGCUUUGUGUUGAGUGUUAGAAGUGAUGAUUCCAUAAUAUUCUGUGGACUAAACAAUGGUUGUAUUCAGGCUUGGGAUAUUAGUUAUCUAGGAAAAAUAAGGGAACAGGAGUGCCAUGAUAAGGGUGUGAAGUGUAUAGACUUCAACGCUAGCGUGUUUCUAACAGGAAGCUAUGAUACAUUCUUCAAGGUUUGGAGACGAGAUACUUGGUCCUGUAUCCAAACCUUUCCUGUACACACGGACAGUGUUUGGGACUUGAAACUCCACGGGAAUAUCGUGGCUACAGCUGGUUUGGAUGGAGCUGUCAUUAUCUACGACUUUGUGUCUGAAUAUGAUCUGAGAGUCCGCUCAUAUAUUCAGGCGCAUGGUGACCUGGUGUCCGCUGUGGAUUUCUCAUCUGUUCAUCUUGUGACAGGGUUUGAGGAUGCUAUGCUAGGAGUGUGGGAACUGCCAGGCGGAACUAAGAUUCAUUCACUGCCCGGGCACACAGGCGGAGUCACAGGAGUUCAAAUCCACGGUACCCUUGCAGCUACAUCAUCCUACGAUUGCUCAGUUAGAUUAUGGGAUGUAUCUGUAGGAGUUUGUUUGCUAAAACUAAGUGAUCAGGACAAUUUUGCCAGAUGUAUUGGAUUCUCGGGGAACAGAAUAGUUUCCGGUGAUUUUGGAGGAAAUAUUCUGAUGUGGGAUCUUGCUAUCUCUCCCUCAACCUCAAACAGAAGUGUAGAAGUAAAGGUUCUGAACACAAGGAAGUGGGAAGCACACAAAGGUCAUGUUGUCUGUAUUCAACUCAAUGCAAGGAGAAUAAUAUCAGGAUCCAGGGACCGAACCCUGAUGAUCAACGACUUCUGGUUGAAGACGAUGGAUACACUAUCAAGCAUUAAAAAGGAGAACUCAACAGCACACAAAUAUUCAAGAUUUUUAAAGAGACAUAUUUAGAAAACAACGAGAAAAUUACGAUAUAUAGGUUGUGUAUAUCAUAACAAAACUUUUAAGCUUUCUUUUUAUAUAAGAAAAUUAGGUUCAUUCUAGCCACAAACUCUAAUUUUCUUGUUUCUAUCUUUGCAAUCUAAUAUCUUUGACCUCUGACGUAUCAAACUAGGAAUUAUUUUAGAAAUAUAUUAGAGCAAAAGUCUUUUACUCCAGGUUGCAAAUUAGAAAAUUUAAGUUUGUUGCAAAAACUCUAAAAAUGUUUCAGUGCUGUUUAGUGCUUAAUGUUUAUCCAUAUCUAAAUUAUUGGGAGUUUUGAUUCAAAUCUUUAAAAUACUAUGGGAGAUGCAUUAUGCUCAAAAGUUUGGUUUCGAAGUCUCUAAACCUAUAGAUACAGUGCAAUUUUAGAUAGAAGCCGGUGAAUACCAUGGUGAAAUCGGACUACAGAUUGUUUUACAUACAGGGUGUCCCACGAAACAUGACAAUAGCAAGACGACUUGAAAGUCGUCUUUGAUAUUUGAAUUUAUU